Messenger RNA from Tupaia belangeri chinensis (Chinese tree shrew), 504 nucleotides. RefSeq names its product cofilin-1. The record is from RefSeq and is a predicted model, not a curated record. The transcript has 2 exons. Bases 1 to 504 code for a protein of 167 amino acids. Lineage: Eukaryota; Metazoa; Chordata; Mammalia; Scandentia; Tupaiidae. Gene Ontology annotation, cellular component: actin cytoskeleton. Gene Ontology annotation, molecular function: actin binding. Gene Ontology annotation, biological process: actin filament depolymerization.
AUGGCUUCUUGUGUGGCUGUCUCUGACGGCAUCAUCAACGUGUUCAAUGACGUGAAGGUGCGCAAGUCAUCAACACUAGAGGAGGUGAGGUGCAAGAAGGCGGUACUCUUCUGCCUGAGUGAGGACAAGAACAUCAUCCUGGAGGAGCGCAAGGAGAUCCUGGUAGGUAAUGUGGGCCAGACUGUCAACAACCCCUACACCACCUUUGUCAAGAUGCUGCCAGAUGAAGACUGCCGCUAUGCCCGCUAUAAUGUGACCUAUGAGUCCAAGGAGAGCAAGAAGGAAGACCUGGUAUUCAUCUUCUGGGCCCCUGAAUGUGCACCUGAUAAGAGCAAAAUGAUCUAUGCCAGCUCCAAGGAUGCCAUUAAAAAGAAACUGAUGGGGAUUAAGCGGAUAAAGCAUGAAUUACAAGCAAACUGCUAUGAGAAGUUCAAGGAUCACUGCACCCUGGCAGAGAAGCUGGGAGGCAGUGCCUUCAUCUCCCUGGAGGGUAAACCUUUGUGA